AGCGCGUCUGGCUCUUCACGUCUCCUUACAGCUCGCUUUUUUCCAUCGCGCGCUGCGAGCCAUCUUCAUUCCUUUGGGCUGAUCUGAGGCUCAGUAUAGACUACUUAUGAGGGUCCUCCUUCUUUUUGGGCUCUUGGCGGUGUUGGCGACGACGGUGCUUGCAUGGACUAAGGAAGACCACGAGAUCUUCGACCUCGUGAGCGAGUUAGAGGCCGCAGAAGGAAAGAAAACGACGUUCUACUCAUGGCUUGACGUCCCCGAUACCGCUACGACGGCAGAGAUUGCCCGCGCGUACCGUAAAAAGAGCAUGUUGCUCCACCCGGAUAAGAACCCUGGCGUGAAGGGUAUUCAUGAACGGUUCGCGAGGCUUGGCGUCAUUUCGUCCAUCCUGAGGAAUACGGAGGGUCGGAAGCGGUACGACUUCUUCUACAAGAACGGUGUCCCGCGCUGGCGCGGUACGGGAUACUAUUACUCGCGUUUCAGGCCUGGUCUCGGGACCGUGUUGGUAUUCCUGACCAUGCUGACCUCGGUGUUGCAAUAUAUGGUGCAGAGUAUGAACUACAAGAAGGAUACCGCUCGUAUAGAACACGUCGUCCGCGAGGCGAAGCUUAAUGCGUGGGGACAGAAGAUGGUGCCUAUUGAAGGGCGGAGGAAGGUCAAGGUGAACUUGGGUGGCCCACCCAGAUUGGACGACUCGGGGAAUGUCGUGCUCGGGAAGUCGAUAGAUAUGGUGGUGGAGACGGUGCAAGGAACGGGACACGUCUACAUGCUCGAGCCCGGAGGCGACAUGAUCCUCAUUGACGCUUCGACCGCGACCCCACCAUCCUUUAAACGAACCUGGUUCAUCACCCUCGCUACCUCGCUCUACCACAAAGCCUACUCCCGCCUCUUUCCACCUAACCCGAAAUCGAACGGACGGGCCGAACCAUCGGAGGGGGACGAAGGCGAGAGCACAGGCGUCGAGACCGAAUCAGACAUGCUAGACUCGGACGUGCCCGAAACGAACGGCGGUGCGAGAGCGAGUGCUGUAAAGGCCGCAGGCGCAAACGGGAACGGGAAUGGGAAGAAGAGAAAGAAUAAGAGACGGUGAAAGUGCUCGCAUUGCCCGAACUAUCUCUCUUCUCUUGAUUGUGCCUCCGCCGUGUGGCGUAUUACCGUAUACCUUUUGCGCCGGUCUAGAGCCGGCCUAGUUUUGGCCUAGAGAGCGAAAGCAUCUCUCUUGAUCAGUCUUGGGCUGUCGAUAGACAAGCAUCGAUGUGAGGUCCGU
Molecule: messenger RNA, 1267 nt
Organism: Stereum hirsutum FP-91666 SS1
Lineage: Eukaryota; Fungi; Basidiomycota; Agaricomycetes; Russulales; Stereaceae
Product: DnaJ-domain-containing protein
Exons: 9
Coding region: 107-1090 (327 amino acids)
Cellular component (GO): endomembrane system
Source: RefSeq, a predicted model, not a curated record